AUAAAGAGCAAAAAACAUUAUUCACUCUCAUUGCUCCUUAGAUUUCUGGGAAGUCACAGAACAAGGAACAGAGUAAGAAACCAAGGCGUGCUUGUUGGAAAAAGGAGAAUUCAAGAAGACCAUGAUGAGAGUUUAUGUAGCUCUGGUUGCAUUCUUCUCCUUCAUAUCUUGGACAUCCCCCUAUGUUGUUCAUUACACAAGUUCAGGGGGAAUAUGUACAGAUACUUGUGGGUAUCAUGGUUAUACGUAUACCUGGUGCAAGAAAACGGGUGGCAAUGGGCAUGGUUGGGAUUAUUGUUCCUUAGAAGAAGGCCUGGCUGCUUCUGGUGAGAAAUGUCACACACCUUGUGAUUUAUGGGGAGGGUCCUAUCGUUACUGUCACUUCAGAAAUGGAAAAUGGAAUUAUUGCAGCAUGGUAUUAGAGUGGGAUUCCAUGGAAUAUUCACUGAAAAACAACUCAUGUAAGAACAGGUGCCAAGUAUCCGGAAAACAUUUCCAAUGUGAGACUAACCAUGGUGUUGAACACUGCUCUCCAUUCCGAGAUGUGACUCCCACAGGUUUGCCCUGCCACAUUAACUAUCAAUGUGCCAAAUACGGUGGUUCAGACUAUCGCUGUCAAACUGGCGAGGAAGAAUGUGACUGGGAUCUCUGUAGACCAAAGGACAACGAUGAGUGCACGUGGAAUGCUUCUAUCACAGAUUCUUGGCUCACAGAGAUUUGUACACUUGUUUAUUCCCAAAAUGAAAGUAAUCUCUUUUUCCGCAGAGAAGAGCAAACAAAAAUACUCCGUCCUACAAAAGAGCAAUUCAAAGAUGCUGUUCAUUUGAUUGAUAAAAUAGAUGCCACCAGAAAUCUCUUUCAUUCUUACACUCUGCCAAAAAUGUAUUUCAAUGAGGAAAGUAUCUUAUGCAAUGGGAUCAAUUAUACCAGUGUGGAACUGUGGUCUGAACAUAGCACAAAUAAGACCAUUGCACAUGUUAUUUUUUCAGAGAUCCUGACCGUAGUUAAGGUGUUGCGUUUAGCAUUUUAUACCAGUCUCCAUAGUGCCUUUUAUUCACCUGCCUAUACCAUUGUGGUAUCAGUUGGUGAACCAAUGUUAUGUUCCAUUCAUAAUUAAUGUAUCUUUCCAACUUGUUGUACCAAUACAUUAUUGCUUUUCAUUAUAUCUGUUUUGGGUGAGCCUGAUACUUACUGUUUGUUAUUACUUUAUAAGUAAUUCUAAAUCUUUUAAUGAUUUGUGUGAAAUCCAACCCAAUUGUCUUUUAAUCACAAUUACCUUUUCAUGGAAUUAAGGCUAAUAAAUAUUAUUUUGAAUGACAUUAUAUCUGAGAGAUUUUACUGCAUUUGUAUACUCUUUGUAAUCUUCCAUAAUUAUAUGUGAUAAUCUAUACAGUUAAUAAAAUAUGCUCUUGAAAUAUUA
Messenger RNA from Protobothrops mucrosquamatus (brown spotted pit viper), 1420 nucleotides. RefSeq lists its product as uncharacterized. The coding region runs from base 122 to 1117 and encodes 331 amino acids. The record is from RefSeq and is a predicted model, not a curated record. The transcript is spliced from 2 exons. Lineage: Eukaryota; Metazoa; Chordata; Lepidosauria; Squamata; Viperidae.